UGUAUUGAGCGCUAAUUAACCAGAACAGCAAAUUGACUAGCUUAUCACGUGCCUAAAAGGUACAGCUGUUAACCUGCGAACCUCUGUAAGCGGACUUGAGAGGCAUCGAACUGGAGGUGGAGAUGACAGAACUCAGAGUCAGGCAAUUAGAAUGGCAUUCCCCGCCCAAAUGAGAAGGGCGUGCUACAACAGGUAGCUCGAGCUUACGGGGUAUGUCAGACUUUGAUGUGCCCUUGACGGAAGAAGUGCAGGCAUUUCAGAGAAACGUUCAGCAUAUUCACUUUCCGAUAUGGCUUCUGACAAAACUAGCAACGUAAGAGUAGCUAUCGUGGGGGGAGGACUGGUGGGUGCUCUAAAUGCUUGCUUCUUUGCAAAGAGAGGUUGUCAAGUUCAUGUUUAUGAGGCAAGGGAAGAUAUUCGAACUGCAAAAGUUGUUCGUGGGAGGAGCAUCAAUUUGGCAUUGUCACAUAGAGGACGGCAAGCCCUCAAAGCUGUUGGGAUGGAAGACAAGAUUGUUUCAAAAGGCAUUCCCAUGAACGCAAGGAUGAUCCACUCUCUCAGAGGCAAAAAGACAUCAAUUCCUUAUGGAAAGAAAGGGCAGUACAUUCUAUCUGUUGACAGAGCAAAUUUAAAUCGAGAACUUUUAACUGCUGCUCAGCAAUAUCCCAACACUACCCUGAACUUUGAACAUAAGCUGCUGGACUGCCAGACUGAAAAAGGGACAAUGACCUUCCAGAGGCCUGAUGGAAAUACUCUGGAAACCACAUGUGACCUGAUUGUUGGAUGUGAUGGAGCAUUUUCAUCUGUCCGAAAACAAUUCUUGAGGCAGCCAAGGUUCAACUACAGUCAUACCUAUAUUCCACAUGGAUACAAGGAACUGACAAUUCCUCCAAAAGGCAAUGAGUUUGCAAUGGAGCCCAAUUUUCUUCACAUCUGGCCUAGAAACACCUUCAUGAUGAUUGCAUUACCAAAUCUGGACAAAACUUUUACGUGCACACUCUUCAUGCCUUUUGAGAAUUUUGAGAAGCUCACCACGGGUAAAGAAGUACUGGAGUUUUUUGAGCAAUACUUCCCUGAUUCAAUUCCUCUGCUAGGAGUAGAAGCACUGCAGAGGGAUUUCUUCCAGCUACCACCUCAGACUUUGAUAUCAGUGAAGUGCUCUCCAUACCACAUAAGCUCCAAAUACAUUCUAAUGGGUGAUGCUGCACAUGCAAUGGUACCUUUUUAUGGCCAAGGCAUGAAUGCGGGUUUUGAAGACUGCCUAGUUUUUGAUGAGCUGAUGGAUAAGUUUCACAAUGACUUUGGUACUUGUCUGCCUGAGUUUUCAAGACUCCGAGUCCCAGAUGACCAAGCUAUUGUAGAUUUGGCUAUGUAUAACUAUGUAGAGAUGCGAGCACAUGUUAAUUCAAAGUGGUUUAUUUUCCGAAGGCAUGUUGAUAAUUUUCUUCACCUUCUGUUUCCUCGAACUGUUGUGCCUCUUUAUACCAUGGUUACCUUUACCAGAAUACGAUACCAUGAAGUUAUAAAAAGAUGGACAUGGCAAACAAAGGUCAUAAACUUGGGGCUGUCUGUUACGGGAGUAGCAACAGCAGUAAGUGGAGUGUACUUUCUUGUGAAGUAUAUGCCAGACAAACUGAACGCAGGACUGCAGUCAUGGAAAACCUUUAUCUAUCACUUCCAGAAAACUCCAUGAGAGAGAUGUUUGCAGCUAAACCUGCACACACACACACACACACACACACACACACACACACACACACACACACACACACACACACACACUAACCCCAUUGCCAAUGAUACAUUGUUUGUAUACUUUUGUUUUUGUAUACUGUUAAGAAUUAUGUUCCAUGACAGUGCUAUUUUCUUAAGAACAGGUGUUAAUAAACAUUCACAGGAAUAUUUAUUUUUUCAGAGGUUGCAAAUGCAUUUUAUAUGUGAGUACUGAGGUUAUCACUGUAUGCUCAGUGUGUAGACCCCAGAGCAGUACUAUACAGUUGUAUUCAGCUAAAAAUUAUGUAGCUGCACACAACUGAGCAGUUUUUUCUGUACCCAAGCAUGUUUGUCACAAACUAUGAAAUAAGGCAAGUUUACUGAUGGGGUUAUGAACACUCUAUAAACUAAUUUUAUAUUUUGAUAAUUUUAUGUAGCAUUUUCAAUUGUUCUUGUGCCAUAUUAAUAAAGUUACACCGAUUUUCCAACUCA
Messenger RNA from Protopterus annectens (West African lungfish), 2205 nucleotides. It is a transcript of the gene KMO, whose product is annotated as kynurenine 3-monooxygenase. Gene Ontology annotation, molecular function: NAD(P)H oxidase H2O2-forming activity; FAD binding; kynurenine 3-monooxygenase activity. Lineage: Eukaryota; Metazoa; Chordata; Ceratodontiformes; Protopteridae. The transcript is spliced from 15 exons. Gene Ontology annotation, cellular component: mitochondrial outer membrane. The record is from RefSeq and is a predicted model, not a curated record. Bases 290 to 1693 code for a protein of 467 amino acids. Gene Ontology annotation, biological process: L-tryptophan catabolic process; NAD+ metabolic process; quinolinate biosynthetic process.